Molecule: messenger RNA, 1645 nt
Organism: Nematolebias whitei (Rio pearlfish)
Lineage: Eukaryota; Metazoa; Chordata; Actinopteri; Cyprinodontiformes; Rivulidae
Gene: cyp1b1
Product: cytochrome P450 1B1
Exons: 2
Coding region: 18-1619 (533 amino acids)
Biological process (GO): progesterone metabolic process; hormone biosynthetic process
Molecular function (GO): iron ion binding; heme binding; steroid 17-alpha-monooxygenase activity
Source: RefSeq, a predicted model, not a curated record
CCAUCAGGACCUGCAGGAUGGAUCAGACCCUGGAGGUUCUGCUCGCUCCCAGGUCGGUUCUGGUGGUCUCCGCGGUCCUGCUGCUGGUGUCCAUAUGGUUCUGGCAGCGCAGGUCCGGUCCAGGUCUGCCCGGACCCUUCUCGUGGCCCCUGAUCGGGAACGCGGCGCAGCUCGGACACGCGCCGCACCUGUUCUUCGCGCGCAUGGUCCAGAAGUACGGGGACGUGUUCCAGAUCCGGCUGGGCAGCCGGACCGUGGUGGUUCUGAACGGGACCGCCAUCAGGCAGGCCCUCAUCAAGCAGGGUCUGGACUUCGCGGGCCGGCCGGACUUCACGUCCUUCCGGUUCGUGGCGGACGGGGACAGCUUGGCCUUCGGGACCGUGACGGACAGGUGGAAGACGCACCGGCGCGUGGCCCAGUCCACGGUCCGGAUGUUCUCCACGGGGAACCCGCGGACCAAGAGAACCUUCGAGCAGCACGUGCUGUGCGAGUUCAGGGAGCUGCUGCGGCUGUUCGUGGACUGGACCCGGCGGGACCGGUUCUUCCAGCCCAUGACCCCCCUGGUGGUCUCCACGGCCAACGUGAUGAGCGCGGUCUGCUUCGGGAACCGGUACUCGUACCAGGACCAGGAGUUCCGGGAUGUGGUGGGUCGGAACGACAAGUUCACGCAGACCGUGGGGGCGGGCAGCAUCGUGGACGUGAUGCCCUGGCUCCAGUACUUCCCGAACCCCAUCAGGACCAUCUUUGAGGACUUCAAGAGGCUGAACCGGGACUUCAACCUGUUCAUCAGGGACAAGGUCCUGGAGCACAGGAAGACCCUGGAGUCCAGCACCAUCAAGGACAUGACGGACGCCUUCAUCGUGGCUCUGGACCAGAUCCGGGACCAGACGGGUCUCCCGGCGGCCAAGGACUACGUGUCUCCGGCCAUCGGGGACAUUUUCGGGGCGAGUCAGGACACCCUGUCCACGGCCCUGCAGUGGCUCAUCCUCAUCCUGGUCCGGUUUCCUAAGAUGCAGGAGCGUCUCCAGCAGGAGGUGGACAAGGUGGUGGACCGGAACCGGCUCCCGUCCAUCGAGGACAUGCCCCAGCUGCCGUACGUCAUGGCCUUCAUCUAUGAGAUGAUGCGCUUCACCAGCUUCAUCCCCCUCACCAUCCCACACUCCACCAUCACGGACACCUCCAUCAUGGGCUACACCAUCCCAAAGAACACCGUCAUCUUCAUCAACCAGUGGUCCGUCAACCACGACCCGGCCAUCUGGUCCAACCCAGACACCUUUGACCCCGAGCGGUUCCUGGACCCCCAAGGGUCCCUGAACAAGGACCUGACCAGCAGCGUCCUCAUCUUCUCCCUGGGGAGGCGGCGCUGCAUCGGCGAGGAGCUGUCCAAGAUGCAGCUGUUCCUCUUCACGGCUCUGCUCGGCCACCAGUGCCACAUCACGCCGGACCCGACCAGAACCCUCAGUCUGGACUACAACUACGGCCUGACCCUGAAGCCCCACGCCUUCUCCAUCGCAGUGUCUCUGCGCGAAGACAUGAGGCUGCUGGACGCUGCUGCAGCCGCCGCCCGGGCGUCCUCUGAGGGGGCGAGCGAGUCGUCAGACCCCACGAAUGAAGGCUGAAGGAGAACUUCAGCUCGUGUUUGUAG